GUAAGGACUUCUGCAUUCACAUGUGAGGUGCGAACGGGAUUAAACUGCUCACAUGCAUGUCUGACAUUUGGAAGUGAGGCUUUGUUCCUUGUAAAACAGCAGUCAGUGUUGGAGAUGGAAGCCAAGAUGCACAUGAAAGAGUGGCUGGUAGCUCAGAUAGACAGUGGGAGAUUUGAAGGACUGUGCUGGGAGGAUGAGGACAGAACCAUGUUCAGGAUCCCGUGGAAGCACGCAGCCAAGAAGGACUACAAGCAGACGGAGGACGCAGCUCUCUUCAAGGCAUGGGCUGUGUACAAGGGAAAGUACAGGGAGGGCAGGGAUAAAGCUGACCCCACCAUGUGGAAGACCCGUCUCCGCUGUGCACUCAACAAAAGCACAGACUUCCUGGAGGUCCAUGAACGCAACCAGCUGGACAUCACUGAACCCUAUAAGGUCUAUUUUAUCCAGCAAGAUCAAGGGUCAGCCAGGCCACGAGAGUUUCCCCGGACAAAGGAUCAAGUGUACAUCGAGGCAAAAAGGUCUCAGGAAUUGUUUCAUACAAGUAACGAAGACUUCAAACCACUGACUGAUAAUCUGAUGAGAGAGCACAUGUAUUGUGAGCUCACAGGAAAAAAGACUCUAAAUCAGAGCCCUGCUCCUACGACCUUUCUUACCUCUACACAUACUGUAUCAGACUUUCGUAUGCAGGUGACGUUGUUGUACCAGGGCCACAGUGUGACGAAGGUGUGCACCAGGAGCCCAGAGGGGUGCUUCAUCCUGCAGGGCCACGUCCCCUUGGGAAACGAACAGAUCUACGGGCCCUGCACCGCCCAGCAGCUCUCCUUCCCGUCCCCGGAUGCUGUAUCUCUGCCGUCGUGUAUGGCUGAAGCAAUGAACCGCCUUCUUUGUCAUCUUGAGAGGGGGGUGCUAUUAUGGGUGGCCCCAGACGGGGUGUUCAUCAAGCGGUUUUGCCAGGGCAGGGUGUACUGGAGCGGUCCCAUGGCCCAACACACCGACCGGCCCAACAAACUGGAGCGAGAAAAGACCUUCAAACUGCUUGACAUACCCAGAUUUCUCAAUGAGCUUCAGUGCUGUUUACAGGGGGAGGGACCUACACCUACUUAUGAGAUUGAGCUUUGCUUCGGAGAGGAGUACCCAGACCCCGACAUACCUAAAAACAGAAAGCUGAUAAUGGCGCAGGUGGUGCCCUUGUUUGCAGUGGAACUCAUGCAGAGGUUCAAUGUGAAGACCGAGGAUAAGCGGCCGAUUCUCACCUCCAACACAGGAGGACAGGGGAAGCUACCUACACCGGGUUAGCCAUGAACAAUAUACACAUGUGGGUAACUGAAGCCUCAUUCCUUCCCCUGUCAUCAUAAUGAAAUAUAUCCUAAGAGCAGAGCAAACAAUAUAGAGUAUUGAAUGAAGAAACAAUUGUGGUUUUGCAUUAUAGAUCUUUCCUGCAAUGCAUGAAAGGAAUUUCUUUAUGCUUAUGUAUUACCUUAUAUUAAUUUCAUUAAUCAGCUGUUGUCAAACCAGAUUUCUUGUUUCACCAAUAAAUCAUGCUGAUAAGAUUGUAUUUAUGUAAAAAAAUAUGCUUGUAUUUUUUGCAAACCUCAUAUUCAGCAUCUGUAAUAAAUAAUAAUUUAAGUGUUCAGUACUUGACACAUGCAGAGAAUAAAUUCACACAUUUAAUUAAAUCUA
Molecule: messenger RNA, 1680 nt
Organism: Gymnodraco acuticeps
Lineage: Eukaryota; Metazoa; Chordata; Actinopteri; Perciformes; Bathydraconidae
Gene: irf10
Product: interferon regulatory factor 10
Biological process (GO): immune system process; regulation of transcription by RNA polymerase II
Cellular component (GO): nucleus
Molecular function (GO): RNA polymerase II cis-regulatory region sequence-specific DNA binding; DNA-binding transcription factor activity, RNA polymerase II-specific; protein binding
Source: RefSeq, a predicted model, not a curated record